Molecule: messenger RNA, 6378 nt
Organism: Chelmon rostratus (copperband butterflyfish)
Lineage: Eukaryota; Metazoa; Chordata; Actinopteri; Chaetodontiformes; Chaetodontidae
Product: Golgi apparatus protein 1-like
Cellular component (GO): Golgi membrane
Molecular function (GO): fibroblast growth factor binding
Source: RefSeq, a predicted model, not a curated record
AUGCACCUGUCGCCGCUGCCGCCGCCGCUGGGGCCUCACAGCCUCGAAGGGCGACCGGUUGGAAGCUGUCGGAGGAGGAGGCCUGCCGGGAGGACCUGACCCGCCUGCCCCAAACACACCUGGACCAACAACCUGGCCGUGCUGGAGUGUCUGCAGGACCGCAGAGAGGAAACUGAGAUCGCUCCUGACUGUAACCAUCUCCUGUGGAACUAUAAGCUCAAUCUGACCACAGAUCCAAAGUUUGAGUCGGUGGCCACGGAGGUCUGCAAGAGCACCAUCGCCGAGAUUAAAGAGUGUAACGAGGAGGAGCGAGGGAGGGGCUACCUGGUGUCCUGCCUGGUGGAUCACCGCGGCAACAUUAGCGAGUACCAGUGUAACCAGUACAUCACCAAGAUGACCAGUAUCGUCUUCAGCGACUACAGACUGAUCUGCGGCUUCAUGGACAAAUGUAAAGAAGACAUCAACAGCCUGCACUGCGGCAGCAUCAACGUGGGACACAAGGACGUCCACUCGCAGGGUGAAGUCAUCGCCUGUCUGGAGAAGGCGUUGGUGAGGGAGGUGGAGCAGCAGGAUCACGUUCGUCCAAUCAAAGAGGAGUGCCAGAAGGCGAUCCUGCGGGUGGCGGAGCUGUCGUCAGAUGACUUCCACCUCGACCGCCAUCUUUACUUCUCCUGCAGAGACGACCGCGAGAGAUUCUGUCAGAACAUUCAGGCAGGAGAAGGGAAAGUCUACAAAUGUCUGUUCAAUCACAAGUUUGAAGAGGCCAUGUCAGAGAAGUGCCGUGACGCCCUGACCACCCGUCAGAAGCUGAUCUCUCAGGACUACAGAGUCAGCUACUCUCUGGCUAAAGCCUGUAAGCUGGACCUGAGGAAGCAGCGCUGCAGCCUGGACGCCAACCUGCCGCGAGCCCGCGAGGCUCGACUGUCCUACCUGCUGCUGUGUCUGGAGGCUGCUGUGCACCGCGGUCGUCCGGUCAGCGGCGAGUGUCAGGGCGAGAUGCUGGACUACCGUCGGAUGCUGAUGGAGGAUUUCUCUCUUAGUCCGGAGAUCGUGCUGCACUGCCGGACGGAGAUCGAGGCUCACUGCUCCGGCCUGCACCGCAAAGGCCGCACGCUGCACUGCCUGAUGAGGAUCGGACGCGGCGACCGCAGCACCACUGUGGACAGCGUCUGCCAGAGCGCCCUGCAGACUUUGAUCCAGUCUGCAGACCCCGGAGCCGACUACCGGAUCGACCGAGCGCUCAACGAGGCCUGCGAGUCCGUCAUCCAGACCGCCUGCAAACACAUCCGCAGCGGAGACCCAAUGAUCCUGUCGUGCCUGAUGGAGCACCUGUACACAGAGAAGAUGGUGGAGGACUGUGAACACCGACUGUUGGAGCUACAGUAUUUCAUAUCCAGAGACUGGAAGCUGGACCCCGUCCUGUAUAAGAAGUGUCAGGGCGACGCCGCUCGACUGUGCCACACACACGGCUGGAACGAGACCAGCGAGCUGAUGCCGCCGGGCGCCGUCUUCUCCUGCCUGUACCGCCACGCCUACCGCACCGAGGAGCAGGGACGGCGGUUAUCUCGGGACUGUAAGGUGGAGGUUCAGAGGAUUCUCCACCAGAGGGCACUGGAUGUGAAGUUGGACCCCGAGCUGCAGAAACGUUGCAUGACCGACCUCGGCAAGUGGUGCAGCGAGAAGACGGAUGCUGGACAGGAGCUGGAGUGUCUGCAGGAUCACCUGGAGGACCUGGUCUCUACCUGCAGGGACGUUGUGGGCAACCUGACUGAGCUGGAGUCAGAGGACAUCCAGAUUGACGCUCUGCUCAUCAGAGCCUGUGAGCCCGUCACUCAGGCCCACUGCCACGACGUAGCCGACAACCAGAUCGAUACAGGUGAUCUGAUGGAGUGUUUGGUGCAGAACAAACACCAGAAGGAGAUGAACGAGAAAUGUUCAGUCGGCGUUACGCACUUCCAGCUGAUUCAAAUGAAGGAUUUCCGCUUCUCCUAUAAGUUCAAGAUGGCCUGCAAAGAGGACGUUCUCCGCUUGUGUCCAAACAUCAAGAAAAAGGUGGAUGUUGUCAUCUGUCUCAGCACCACGGUGAGGAACGACACGCUGCAGGAGGCCAAGGAGCAGCGGGUUUCACUCAAGUGUCGCAAACAGCUGCGGGUGGAGGAGCUGGAGAUGUCGGAGGAUAUUCGGUUGGAACCGGAGCUGUAUGAUCCCUGCAAGUCCGACAUCAGUCGUCUGUGUCCCAACGUGGCCUUUGGAAACGCUCAGAUGAUCGAGUGUCUGAAGGAGCAGAAGAAGCAGCUCAGUCAGCGCUGCCACCAGCGGAUCUUCAGGCUGCAGGAGGUGGAGAUGACCGACCCCGAGCUCGACUACCAGCUGAUGAGAGUCUGCAAGCAGAUGAUCAAGCGGUUCUGUACUGAGGCGGACACCAGGAACGUCCUUCAGUGUCUGAAACAGAACAAGAACAGCGAGCUGAUGGAUCCCAAGUGUAAACAGAUGAUCACCAAGAGACAGAUCACACAGAACACAGACUACAGGUUGAACCCAGUUUUGAGAAAAGCUUGUCGAGCCGACAUCCCAAAGUUCUGCCAGCCCAUCCUGAACAAGGCGAGCGAGGACAACGAGCUGGAGGGUCAGGUGAUUGCCUGCCUCAAACUCAAAUACGCCGACCAGAGGUUGUCUCCAGACUGUGAAGACCAGAUCAGAGUGAUCCUCCAGGAGUCAGCGCUCGACUACAGACUGGACCCACAGCUGCAGAUGCACUGCACAGAUGAGAUCUCCAGGUUGUGUGCUGAGGAGGCAGCAGCUCAGGAGCAGACCGGUCAGGUGGAAGAGUGUCUGAAAGUCAACUUGCUGAAAAUCAAACAGGACGCCUGUAAGAAGGAAGUCCUGAACAUGCUGAAGGAGAGUAAGGCGGACAUCUUUGUGGACCCGGUCCUCCACACAGCCUGCGCUCUGGACCUCAAACACCACUGUGCUGCCAUCACACCCGGCAGAGGGCGACAGAUGUCGUGUCUGAUGGAGGCGUUACAGGACAAGAGAGUUCGUCUGCAGCCUGAGUGUAAGAAAAGACUUCAAGACCGCAUCGACAUGUGGAGCUACGCCGCAAAGGUGGCGCCGGCGGAGGGCUUCUCAGACCUGGCCGUGCAGGUGAUGACCUCACCCUCCAAGAACUACAUCCUGCUCAUGAUCGCACUGAGCGUGUGCGUCCUCUUCCUGGUGGGGCUGCUGUGCGGUCGGAUCACCAAGCGAGUGACGAGAGAGCUGAAGGACCGGUAGAGGACGAGCGCUCGGACACUUCAAAAAAGACUGACUCCUCGCACCUUCCUCCUCCUCCUCCUCCUCCUCCUUGUACUACUCCUCUCCCAGAUGCCAGCCAACCUACACAGUGCCAACGCCAGCACCCACAUCUGGAUCUCCUCUGCUCCUCUGUUUAUCGGCUGCUGCCGAAUAUUUGCAUCAGAUGCAAAACGAAAACCUUAAAUCUCCAUUUGGGCAUCUCCAAACGUGAAGAGAGCACCGACCGUCUGAUUGGAGCGUUCGUCCUCGACGGUCACAUUUUCCCGGUAAAUCUGCUUUGUUUUGUUCGGGGUCAGACGUGAAGUCGUCCGGCAUCUUUUGAGUUUCUACGUCGGUGACGGAGGGCUGCUGCUGCUGAGGUUAGGAUUGCUUUCCCCAAGUUGAGUCCUGAUGCUUCUUGUGAUAUUUAACGGAGACUGGAGCAUGUCGAGCAACAGGACGUUGUUUCUUUGCAAGUGACUGCGGCUGCCUGAAUCGCACACGGAGCAACUUGAAAUCUUGAGGCGAAACUUUGGGGUUGAGUUCUGUGACGUUCUUGUUGCUUUCAAACAUUUUCUCAUCGGUCGUGAACUUCCGCCCUCUUCAGUCCUGCGCAGGACCGAGUCCAGCUCGCGGGUACGGCUUUCCUGCGUUUGGACCGGUUCAGCAACUUUUGCAUUGUGAAGAUUCUUCUGGAUGUUUUCACCACGACCCGUGUCGUCCCCGAUCCCGGUCCCAUGUUGCUUUUAAUGAGCCGACACAACCUGCCACAUAACACCCCGAGGCUUCAUUUGUCAGCAGAACAACGCGUCGGUGUACAAACAUGAGCAGGUUCUUCGUUUCGUGACGGAGGAAGUGUCAAACAUUUUGGGGUUUUCUCUGCACAGGAAGUCCUUUUUUCAUGGAACGCUCGCCCUCAGGCCAGGUUUACUCUGGAGGCCUUUGGCACAGUUUCACAGUUUUGGCCCUGAUGUAAUUCUACAUAUUAAACAUACAGCAGAUAAAACACUGUCUGAAAUGGGCGCAUCCAGGUCCGAGGUAACCAUUGCAGGUUUUGCAGUGCCGUUCCACACAGGGCCGGAAAAUAAUAGUUUUUCCUCUUUAAAUUAGCCGGGUGGCGAUUAGCCUAGCUAAGUUAAAGGUAGGUAGGCUGGAUUUUCCUAAAAACAACAUAUAGACUCAUAGAAAAGUCCCUCUCAGUCAUCACUCUUGACCCAUCAGAAGUUUGUGGCGCUGUAUUUAUCUGCAGACUCUUAUUUUAUUCUUAUCUUGCUGUGGUUGGGACGUUUCUGGGCUGCAGCCUUUGGGCAGCGGGUGCGUAGCCUCCAGCCUUUAACAGCAUACAGGUGAGGUCUUAAUGAAAAGGUAACGCUGCUGUUUGCAACUGACAGAUUAUUGCCAUUGUAACUGUGUUAUCAUGAAACGUAAUGUCUACUGCUGUGUGUGUAAUCCGACUGUUAGCGUAGCUGUUAUAUACACGAACAGCUCCAUUAACACAGGGUUUAAUGGGACUGUAACUAAGUCCCACUGGGUGCAUAACGUCCGCGACCCGUCCGACAGAGCUGAUCGCUGUCUUUCCAGUCAACGCCAAACGUCUGUUUUUGACGGAAUACGAGAAGAUUGACAGGAAGUCAGACACAGGAACGGUGUACAGAAACUGGUAAAUUUUCAAAAUGAAACACUCUGUGCAGACUCAAGAUCAGUACAUCAACAAUCAACACAAUUAAAACAGAAAAAAUGAACAUACGACGCCUACUUUCCCACUGCAGACGAAAAAUCAAGGAGAAAUGACCAAACCAGCAGAAUCUGAGCAAGUUAAGAGAAGCAGCAGGUAAAACGCUCUGACAAACGGUUUUCUGUACGGAUUAAACAAAAACGAGAUAUAACGUGUUAAUCAGUCAUCUUUAGAGGUGUUGGUCGGUGGAUUAACUUUGGACAAAGCCAGGCUAGCUGUUCUCCCCAGCUUCCAGUCUUUAUGCUAUGCUAAGCUAAUCGCCUCCUGGCUGCAGCUCUUAUAAACCCCCUCCAGCCACCGAACGGCCUCUUCUGCUGCCCCCAAGUGGCCAAAAAAAUGAAUUGAAUGCAGCUCGCAGUGGACGGACUGAUGGGCCACAGUGAGGCGUUAGCUGGUGCGGCAGACUGGGUGAUCUGGAUCUGAUCUGUGUGUUUAGAUCAAAUGAUCCAUCGUGAAUCUGAUUUAGAUCAUCCAAAGUUAUUCCACAUGAGCGUUGUGCCUGAAGCUUAAACAGACUAAUAUCAGAUUUUCAUUUCCAUGAUACAUGUAUGUGAAGUCUGUGUAAACUAUCUGUACUGGGUCCCUUUUUACCAGUAAAAGCUGUUAGUAGAAAUGCAUUGAAUAUAAAUAUUAAAGACAAAGUUAGAAAGGAUGUUUGGCUUAAUGCUGACAGUACAUCAGAGUACAGGGAGAAAAUAAUCGCUCAGUAUUUUACAUUGGAUCCAUAAACACAUUCUUGUUUUUGUUUCAGGCGCAUCACUUGUAACUUCAAUGUAAGAUGCAAACAUGAUUUUGCAUUUUUAUUCUUUUCUGAUCGAUGAAUAUUUUUGAUUUUGCACUUUAACUUGAUGCACGUCACAUCUGCGGUGCAUUAAGUUUGUUCUCUGAUUGGACAAUGAGCCUCGUUCAUCUCAUUCAUAAGAUCCAGAUCUCUGAACAGUGAACACGCCUUUCUUUUAGCAAAUGUUUUUGGUUGUAUUUUACUGUUUGUGAAUGAUUAAAGCCGGACGAGGCGAUCGCACGGAUGGAGAGUGUGCGGCAAACACACAAUAUUUCCUGCUCACUUACAAAAGUUAACGCAGCUGAAGCUGCAGAUCAGUUCAGAAAGAUUCUGGAAGGAUUCGGAGGGUGAGGAAAGAAACGUCCUCCACCUGAAAGCCAGGCCGAUCGCCGGUCAGACAGAAACCAACAGCUCGCCGCUUUGAGCUUUAUGAUCCUGUAUGUCUGCUGAAGCCACAUGUCGAGCGAUUUAACAGGAAAUAAAGAAAUAUUAUAACCAGUUUUGUAUGCAAGUCUCUACGUGUACAAACGUCAUCAGUGUGCUUUUUUUUCACAUUAUGCCAUGUAAUAUGAAGACAUAACAGAGUCAU